Molecule: messenger RNA, 663 nt
Organism: Kluyveromyces lactis
Lineage: Eukaryota; Fungi; Ascomycota; Saccharomycetes; Saccharomycetales; Saccharomycetaceae
Product: SUR7/PalI family protein
Exons: 1
Coding region: 1-663 (220 amino acids)
Cellular component (GO): growing cell tip; cell division site; plasma membrane
Source: RefSeq, a predicted model, not a curated record
AUGUCGCAUUUCAAAAUAGUCUUUUUGACUUCUCUCUCGCUUGCGUUGGUGUUUGAAUUGUUCAACACUAUAUCAGUACCGAUAACAUCACAUUUGUUCAUUUCGGAGUAUAAUGGAUACAAAUUCGGUGUAUUUGGGUGGUGUAAAGUGGACGGAUCCAUUUGCUCCCCAAUACGUAUGGGAUAUUCAUUGGAUGAUAUCCUUCUCUUCAAUGAUAAUGAAUACCUUCAUCUACCAAACCAUGCUAAGUACGCUCUUUCGAAGUUAUUGCUGGUUCAUGUAUUGUCUUUUGUAUGCGUACUGGUGUUUUGGUUAUUUGCCAUUCUAAUAUGUAUUAAAUGGUUAAACACUUCAAAGAGUGUGUUACUUUUCGCCGUGGGCUGGUCCAUGGUCACUUUCAUGGUUUCCCUCUUGGGAUUCCUUAUUGACGUUUUAAUGUUUGCAUCCCACGUCACGUGGUCAAGUUGGUUGAUGUUAGUUAGCGCAUUCUUCGUGGCCUUAAGUGGCAUUUUACUUUGCCUGAUGAUUAGAGAUUUAUCUUACAGAAGGUUCGUCAAGCUGCAAGGAGAAGUGGACGUUUGCGUCCCGAUGACAGAGCCACGAGAUCCGGAUGAAUUAAACGAAAUUUGGAAAAAGAAAACUUCGAAGAGAGAGAUCCUCUGA